Molecule: messenger RNA, 1311 nt
Organism: Naegleria fowleri
Lineage: Eukaryota; Heterolobosea; Eutetramitea; Acrasida; Naegleriidae
Exons: 1
Coding region: 1-1311 (436 amino acids)
Source: RefSeq, a predicted model, not a curated record
AUGCCUGCAUCGGAUAAUGUGUUGGGCGAUUCGGAAUCCACCGAUUCUCAGUAUGAUCUUCCACCACCAGUGGUGAUUGAUUUUGGAAGUGGGGUCUUUAAGGCUGGAUUAGCUGGAGAGGAAAUACCUUCGUGUUGCUUUCAGAAUGUUGUUGGAUUGCCUCAUCUUGAAGAUGAACGAGAAAUUGUGGAGAGAUACCGAAAGCUUCAUAUGAAACGACUUCGUCGUUUGGGAAAGACGUCCAUAAUAACGGAAGAGGCAAAAGAAGAAGGAGAGCAAGAAAAAACCAAACAACUCACCGAAGAUGAUGAUUACCUUGAUGAAGAAUAUAUUGUGGGUGAUAAGGCUCUUGAAUCCAGACAUUCUCAUACACUCUUCUAUCCGAUGGAGAAGGGUCGUGUGGUGGAUUGGGAGCAAAUGGAAUUCCUUAUUGAAUAUGCCUUGUUGGACGUACUGGAUGUGGAGCUUCAGGAAACGCUCAUUCUGAUCACUGAAAAUCCCAUGAUGACGAAAUCCGAGAAGGAAAAACUUGCCGAGUGUUUGUUUGAGGUGUUUGAAAUUGCUGGCUUGUCCUUCAUGCCUCAACCUCUUCUUUCAUUGUAUAGUGUUGGAAAAACAACGGGAUUGGUGAUUGAUUCUGGUGAUUGCAUCACUCAUACUGUGCCAGUCUAUGAGGGAUAUAUUAUUGAUUAUGCUAUGCGUCAUUUAGAUUUCGGAGGAAGAGAUGUUACUCAUUACUUACAGCGAUUAUUGUAUGGAAAGGGAUAUCGAUUUGCAUCCUCUUCAGAACAUCAUUUCGUAAGGGAAAUUAAGGAGAGUAUGGCCUAUGUGGCCACGGAUUACGAAAAGGAAUUGAAAAAGCCAAUUACGAGUCUGCAACAAAAUUAUGAAUUACCAGAUGGCCAAAUCAUCAAGCUUGAUGAGGAAUUAUUCUCUUGUACUGAACUCUUGUUUAAUCCAUAUCUUGUUGGAAAGGAAGCUCCGGGAUUGGCUGAUCUUGUGUUUGACACUUUUAAGAGUUGUCCUAUUGAUGUCAGAAAAGAAUACUAUUCCUCAAUCAUAUUGAGUGGAGGAAAUACACUGCUAAAAGGCUUCCAAGAACGAACCAAGAUUGAAUUGGAGAAUAAUGAAAAAAGUUUUAAGCCAUUCAGGGUGAUUGCAGAUCCUAUGAGACAAUUUGGUGCCUGGAUGGGUGGUUCGGUGAUUGCAAGCUUACCCUCCUUUGAAAACGUUGUGGUGACCUUUGAGGAUUGGGAUGAUUAUGGUACCAAGAGUCUCUACCUCAAAGAUAAGAGUUUUGCUAUUCAUUAG